AUGAAAAAAAAGAAGGGGAAAAACGAAAAAAAGAAAAGGGAAAAACGAAAAAAAGAAAGGGAAGAACGAAAAAAAGGAAAAAGGAAAAAUGAAGAGAAGGCGAGAAAAGGGAAAGGGGAAAAGGAAAAGGUGAAGAAUGAAAAAGGGAAGAAAGGAGCGUGCGGACUCACCCUUCGUAAGGAAGAACUGACCAUAGUCGCCAUAGCAGGGCACGAACAAAGGGAAUUAGAAACUAAAGUAAAAAAUAUUGAAGAUCGCAAAGCAUUCUGCUCUACUCGAGCUAGCCCAGUUGUUCAAUCGAGCGUGAAAACUCAGUUAGCGAUGAAAGUAGCAGCCAAAACCCAUUAG
This is a messenger RNA of Rhizophagus irregularis DAOM 181602=DAOM 197198, 348 nucleotides long. The record is from RefSeq and is a predicted model, not a curated record. Lineage: Eukaryota; Fungi; Glomeromycota; Glomeromycetes; Glomerales; Glomeraceae.